Molecule: messenger RNA, 528 nt
Organism: Fusarium redolens
Lineage: Eukaryota; Fungi; Ascomycota; Sordariomycetes; Hypocreales; Nectriaceae
Exons: 1
Coding region: 1-528 (175 amino acids)
Source: RefSeq, a predicted model, not a curated record
AUGGAGAGGUAUGGUUACGCUUGGUUUCUUGACAAGAUCGAUUGGAAUACGCUUACCUUCCGCCAACCUUAUGCACCUUACAUGAUGUUCAACAACCCAUCGAUGCAGAAUGUGUAUCGCGCUCGAUACCACCAAGUGCGAGACGUACGAAUCGACUUCAUUCGAGUGAAUAGGGCGUACCAGUGGAUGCUUGAAUUCAGUUCUAUUCCAAAGUGCCUUGACCUCCUAGAAAAUUACCUUCGAGAGCUGUGUCUGUGCGCCUUUCGCAAGGACGUUUUCUUCCACGUUAAGUCAGCUCUGAGGCCAGAGUGUCUUGAAUCUGCGUUGUCAGGAGAGAUUCCCCUGUGUUACGAUAGUGUUAAUAACGCCAUGCUGAAGGAUCACCAGCCCCUUCAGCUUGCACAGGGAAAUCGACUGGCGGUAAAGGAUACACCCCUUUCAUCCGUCCCUCUUUCGGUGAACGAGGAGACCCCUGUCGGGUGGAAGGAGGUACCCCUACAUUUCUAUGGAUUCAUUCACUUUCGAUGA